Messenger RNA from Penicillium paradoxum, 1068 nucleotides. RefSeq names its product nitronate monooxygenase. NCBI's taxonomy places the organism in Eukaryota, Fungi, Ascomycota, Eurotiomycetes, Eurotiales, Aspergillaceae. Gene Ontology annotation, molecular function: nitronate monooxygenase activity. The record is from RefSeq and is a predicted model, not a curated record. The coding region runs from base 1 to 1068 and encodes 355 amino acids. The transcript is spliced from 4 exons.
AUGGCUUCUCCUCAGAAAAUCCGUACCCCCAUCACCGAUCUGCUUAAGAUCAACCACCCCGUCCUGCUGGCAGGCAUGAACGUGGCUGCGGGUCCCAAGUUGGCUGCCGCGGUCACCAACGCUGGUGGUCUCGGUGUUAUCGGUGGUGUUGGUUACACCCCCGAGAUGCUACGUGAACAAGUCGCCGAACUCAAGAGCUACUUGAACGACAAGAACGCUCCCUUCGGUGUCGAUCUCCUCCUUCCCCAGGUUGGUGGCAGUGCCCGCAAGACCAACUACGAUUACACCAAGGGCAAGCUCGGUGAGCUUGUUGACAUCAUCAUCCAGGAGAAGGCCAGCCUAUUCGUCUCUGCCGUGGGUGUCCCCCCCAAGGCCGUUGUCGAAAAGCUUCACGGUGCUGGCAUCCUCUGCAUGAACAUGAUUGGUCACCCCAAGCACGUCCAGAAGGCCCUUGACGUCGGUGUUGAUAUCAUUUGCGCCCAGGGUGGUGAGGGUGGCGGUCACACUGGUGAUGUCCCCACUACCGUCCUCAUUCCCACCGUUGCCAAGUUGGUCGAGGGCAAGAAGAGCCCCCUGACCGGCCAGCCCGUGCAGGUCAUCGCUGCUGGCGGUCUCUUCAACGGUAACUCGGUCGCCGCUGCCCUGAUGCUCGGCGCCUCUGCCGUCUGGAUCGGUACUCGCUUCAUCCUGUCUGAUGAGGCCGGUGCUCCCAAGGCUCACCAGGAGGCUGUCCGCACCUCUGGCUUUGAGGACAACAUCCGUACCAUUAUCUUCACUGGCCGUCCUCUCCGCGUUCGCAAGAACCCCUACAUUAUCAACUGGGAGGAGAACCGCAGCGAGGAGAUCAAGCAGCUUACCGCCAAGGGUAUCAUCCCUGUUGAGCACGAUAUGGAGAACUUGCCUGAUGAUGUUGAUGAUGACGCUUUGGAUAACGCCCGUCCCUUCCUGAUGGGUAAGGUUGCCGCUGUCGUUAACGAGAAGAAGUCUGCCAAGGCUAUCGUUGAUGAGCUCGUCAACGAUGCCGCUGACCUCCUCCAAAAGGGCCACAAGAUGACCUCCAAGCUUUAG